This is a messenger RNA of Oncorhynchus tshawytscha (Chinook salmon), 2851 nucleotides long. Its product is annotated as serine/threonine-protein phosphatase 2B catalytic subunit alpha isoform. Bases 281 to 1867 code for a protein of 528 amino acids. The record is from RefSeq and is a predicted model, not a curated record. Gene Ontology annotation, cellular component: calcineurin complex; cytoplasm; cytosol. Lineage: Eukaryota; Metazoa; Chordata; Actinopteri; Salmoniformes; Salmonidae. The transcript has 14 exons. Gene Ontology annotation, molecular function: calmodulin binding; calmodulin-dependent protein phosphatase activity. Gene Ontology annotation, biological process: calcineurin-NFAT signaling cascade.
GAGCUCUCUCUCUCCCACUCUGUCUCUCUGCCACCCCCUCCUAAUUCGUUCCCUCCAUCCUCCGCCACACGACAGCUUAGCACAGCACCCUCCUCAGCAGCAUCCACCCUAACUGGGUAGCAGUAGUCAUCCCCAGCGCAGGCAGUGAUACACUGAGGGACGUAUCCAAGUGAUGCCACUGCACCAACCAAAUCUCGCAACCGCGAAAACACACCGAGAAUAAACAGUCACUUCCGCAAGGAGGACUAAAAACGAGUUUGCCUCAAGAGCGCAACUGCCCAUGAAGAUGUCUAACGUUGACAUGGUCUUAAACGCCACGGAUCGGGUAGUAAAAACCGUGCCCUUCCCCCUGAGUCAUCGCCUCACGUUGAAGGAGGUCUUUGACAGUGAGGGGAAGCCCAGGGUGGACCUGCUCAAAGCCCACCUCACCAAGGAGGGCCGCGUGGAGGAGGCCGUGGCUCUGCGCAUCGUCAACGAGGGCGCCGCCAUCUUGCGCCAGGAGAAAACCAUGCUGGACAUAGAAGCACCAGUCACAGUGUGUGGGGACAUCCAUGGGCAGUUCUUUGACCUUAUGAAGCUGUUUGAGGUGGGUGGCUCGCCGGCCACGACGCGUUACCUCUUCCUGGGAGACUAUGUGGACCGGGGAUACUUCAGUAUCGAGUGUGUUUUGUACCUUUGGUCGCUGAAAAUCCUCUACCCAAAGACGCUAUAUUUACUGCGAGGAAACCAUGAAUGUAGACAUUUGACAGAAUACUUCACCUUCAAACAAGAAUGUAAAAUCAAGUACUCGGAGCAGGUGUAUGACUCAUGCAUGGACGCUUUUGACUGCCUUCCCCUGGCUGCCCUCAUGAACCAGCAGUUUCUGUGUGUCCAUGGAGGACUCUCACCAGAAAUACACAACUUAGAUGACAUAAAGAAGAUAGACCGGUUCAAGGAGCCUCCAGCGUUUGGGCCCAUGUGUGACCUACUGUGGUCUGACCCUCUGGAGGACUUUGGCAACGAGAAAACCCAGGAGUACUUCAGCCACAACACAGUCCGAGGCUGCUCCUACUUCUACAGUUAUCCAGCUGUAUGUGAGUUCCUACAGAACAAUAACUUAUUAUCAGUCAUCCGAGCACAUGAAGCACAAGAUGCUGGCUACCGGAUGUACCGGAAGAGCCAAACCACCGGCUUCCCCUCCCUAAUCACCAUCUUCUCAGCACCAAACUACCUUGAUGUUUACAACAACAAAGCUGCAGUCCUGAAGUAUGAGAACAACGUGAUGAACAUCCGGCAGUUCAACUGCUCCCCUCAUCCCUACUGGCUGCCCAACUUCAUGGACGUGUUCACCUGGUCCCUGCCCUUUGUGGGGGAGAAAGUCACAGAGAUGCUGGUGAACGUGUUGAGCAUCUGCUCUGACGACGAGCUCAUGAAUGACGGAGACGACCAAGAGAUCCUUGAUGCCAACGCAGCUGCAGCUCGGAAGGAGGUCAUCAGGAACAAGAUCCGCGCCAUCGGGAAAAUGGCCACAAUGUUCAAAGUGCUUCGGGAGGAGAGUGAGAACGUGUUGACGUUGAAGGGCCUGACGCCUACUGGCAUGCUGCCCAGUGGGGUGCUCUCUGGGGGAAAACAGACCCUGCAGAGUGCCACCACCGAGGCCAUCGAAGCCAUCGACACAGAAACUGAGGACGGAGAAGCCAUCCGUGGGUUCUCUCCCCAGCAUAAGAUCGCCAGCUUCGAAGAAGCUAAGGGGCUAGACCGUAUCAACGAGCGCAUGCCACCCCGCAGAGUCGGGGUCAACCACGUGGGACAGUCCAUGGGCAAGAUGAACAUGUCCGAGGCCAACGGCACGGAAGACAAUGACAAUGACAACAGCAACGUCCAGUGAUGCUGAGGCCCACCCCAGAGCUCAUGCUACUGCUGCGCUGUGCGACAAGACAUCGCCAAAUCGUGAUAUCAGACCUCCGAAUAAAGAUACAACAAAACACAGACACAACACAUCUGCAUCUACCGCUGCUGCUCCUACAUCCAAUUAGAGAAACAAAUCAAAUGUUAAGUCUCUUGUACAAAUGGGUAAGGUGGUAUAUUUUUUGACGCCAGGUCACCACAUGGGGGGAACUGAGCUCAGAAGGGGAGGUUUUCCCGCUCUUUGGUCUGUGGAUUGGGAGGGGGUAGUGGGGUCAGAGAUUAGGGAAGGGACAUGGAGGAGGCGGGCGGGGCGGGAUGGAACUUGUUGGGAUGAGGUCAAGGGGGUGUGGUCCUGUGGGUGUGUCUGCUGGUCCCUUUCUCAGUCCAAUCACAGACCGAGUAGGCAGGGUUUAGAGUCCCGAACUCUCUCCCAUGUCCGCUACAUCCUCAAAGGGUCUGAUACGAGACCCAUGCCACACACACAUUUUACUAUUUUUGAUUAAGUUUCACUCAUGAACUCAUCUCAAACAGAAAUAAUCUCGCUACUCAACAUGUUUUGCUACUAGUAGUAAUAAAAACAAAUCCAAAAAGAGAAAAUGUUAUUUGUAAGAAAGGGCAUUUGAGAAGAAAAAAUAUGUACAUUUUACUACUUGCAAUGCAAUCUUACCGGAGAACUUUUAUUUCUUGAUUUAUUUUGUGGUAAGACGCCAUGAGCCUGCAGAGGGUAGGGGUGGAACGUGGGCUUGACUGUUGGCCUCUCCACCAACCAAAGCCACAGUCUGUCAUGUUUAGGGGCUGCAGUUCCAGCUACCUUCCACCUACCUUCUACCUGAUUGUUUUUCACUUGCCUGUAACUAAAGAGAGAGAAUGCACACGGUAUAUCAAAUCUGCUGUCGCAGUAAAAAAAAAAAAAAAUCUUAUAUCUAUAUAUAUAUAUAUAAUUAAUUAUAAAGAUGGUCAAUAA